AUCUUUGAAAGCAAGCCAAGAAGGUUCUUGAGGUGAAUAGGAAGUAAAUACUAGGAAGUAUUUUAUCUCCGUAACUAUCUACAUACUCCAAAACCUUCUUCCAAACCCAAAACCCUCUCUGCUAAGAUCCAAAACGUUUGAGUUUUGUGAGGUUUGUGAGAACGGAUCUUAGCAAUGGCAAACAACUCAUCCAACGGAGGAGAAAAGAGCACAACAAAGCCACCUCCACAGCCAUCACCAUUACGUAAUUCAAAAUUUUUUCAGUCCAAUAUGAGAAUUUUGGUUACGGGAGGAGCUGGAUUUAUUGGCUCUCACCUUGUGGACAAAUUGAUGGAAAACGAAAAAAAUGAGGUAAUUGUUGCUGAUAACUUCUUCACUGGAUCAAAGGACAACCUUAAGAAAUGGAUUGGUCAUCCCAGAUUUGAGCUUAUUCGUCAUGAUGUUACUGAGCCAUUGUUGGUUGAGGUUGAUCAGAUUUACCAUCUUGCUUGCCCAGCUUCUCCAAUUUUCUAUAAAUACAAUCCUGUCAAGACAAUAAAGACAAAUGUAAUUGGCACUCUGAAUAUGCUUGGACUAGCAAAGCGAGUUGGAGCAAGGAUUUUGCUUACAUCAACUUCAGAGGUAUACGGAGAUCCCCUAGUACAUCCUCAACCUGAAAGCUAUUGGGGCAAUGUUAACCCAAUUGGAGUCAGGAGCUGCUAUGAUGAGGGGAAGCGUGUGGCUGAGACCUUGAUGUUUGACUAUCAUAGGCAGCAUGGAAUAGAAAUUCGGAUUGCUAGAAUCUUCAACACAUACGGACCACGCAUGAAUAUUGAUGAUGGGCGUGUGGUGAGCAAUUUCAUUGCACAAGCACUCCGUGAUGAACCUUUGACUGUCCAGCUUCCUGGAACUCAAACUCGCAGUUUCUGUUAUGUCUCUGACAUGGUCAACGGCCUAAUUCGUCUUAUGGAAGGAGAGAACACUGGGCCCAUCAAUAUUGGAAACCCAGGUGAAUUCACAAUGCUUGAACUUGCAGAGACAGUGAAGGAGCUGAUUAAUCCUGCGGUGGAGAUAAAGAAGGUGGAGAACACUCCUGAUGAUCCUCGACAGAGGAAACCCGACAUUACAAAAGCAAAAGAGUUGUUGGGGUGGGAGCCAAAAAUCAAGUUAAGGGAAGGUCUUCCUCUCAUGGAGGAGGAUUUCCGACUAAGGCUUGGAGUAACCAAAAAGAAAUGAAUUCUUACCGCUGGAAAAAUAUAGAUGAGCAGGGGAAGGUGAACUCUCAUUCACGGAAGAUUACAUCCAACAAUGGGAGUGCAGUGCAUUCUCUGGCCAAAACCGAUUCUGGGGCUCUUCUUCAUUAUUGCACUUCUCGUCUACAUUGUUUCUUGUGUCAAAAUUUUAUCUCUUUCAAUUUCGAUCAUGUCACUAUAGGAAAAUUAUGUGGCUUGGUCUCUCAUUUCAUUUUUCUUUUUCUUUUCUUCUUCACAUAUGAAAUAUACUGUGGAACUCCACAUUAUAAAUGCUUGUUUUCAUGUUGAGUCGAAACUUUGUAUGAUGCUUAUAGAAACCAUAUAAAUUUUGCUACCGCUGUUAAAGAAUAGUAUGUUAUUUCUCAUUUA
Humulus lupulus (European hop) is the source of this 1601-nucleotide messenger RNA. Its product is annotated as UDP-glucuronic acid decarboxylase 5. The coding region runs from base 175 to 1215 and encodes 346 amino acids. Gene Ontology annotation, molecular function: UDP-glucuronate decarboxylase activity; NAD+ binding. Gene Ontology annotation, cellular component: cytoplasm. Gene Ontology annotation, biological process: D-xylose metabolic process. NCBI's taxonomy places the organism in Eukaryota, Viridiplantae, Streptophyta, Magnoliopsida, Rosales, Cannabaceae. The record is from RefSeq and is a predicted model, not a curated record. The transcript is spliced from 13 exons.